AUGUUAAACACACUUUUAAAUAUCGCAUCAUCCUAUAGCUCUUCGGAAUGUAAAGAGAAAACUAUUUUAAAUAAUAAGGUUUGUUUUAAAGAAACAUAUAAUAAAGAAGAAGAGGAUAAUAGAAAAAAGAGCGCAAACAAUUUUAAUAUUAAUAAUACAAAUAAUAAUAUUUGUGAAUCUAAAUUCCAGGCUAAUAAUAAUGAAAAUAAUAAUAAUAAUAAUAAUAGUUCAUCAAUUAUUCCAAAUUCAAUAAAAAAUAAUUUAGCUAGAAAUUUUAAUUAUAAUAACAUGCAAAAUAGGCAAUUCGAAAAAUCGAGUAACAGUGCCAAAUGCAUGGCUUAUAAUUUUCAAGCUAAAGAGGUUAAUAAUACGAUAGGGAAUGAUACUAAUAAUAAUAAUAGUAGCAAUAAUGGUAGUAAAAAUAAUAGUAGUAGUAGUAACAAUAAUAAUAACUGUGAUGAUAAUACAAAUAAAAAUGAGGCUUUAAAUAAAUUUGAAAAGAAGGAAAAUGAUACUAUAAUGAACAUGUCAUUGCCAGGUAAAAAUGAUGUAGUGGACUUCGAAAAGGGUAGUGAUAACAAUAAUAACAGUAAUGAUAAUUUUACUAUUAAUAGUAACAGAAGUAAUAAUAUUGGUGAUUUGAAAAAGUCUGAACAUGUUAAUAAUUCACAAGAUAAUGAUAAUAAUUUUAUUAAAAAUCAUAAUCCUGUUAAUAACUCAACUUUUAAGAUUCAGGGUACAUCUAGUACUUGCAAUGUAAAUGAAACAUUACCAAUUAUUGCUGUUAAUAACACAUCUUCAUUCCUUCAUAAGGGAGAUAAUAAUAAUAAUAGUAAUUGUAGUAGCAAUUGUGAGAUAAUAUCUGAAAUGGAUUACAGUCAAUGUACUGUAAAAAAUGCAUUUUGUGUUGUCAAUCCCUCCCAUAUAUUGCCUAAGUCUUGUAAUGAUUAUAAUAAAAUUGAAAUAAGUGAUGAAAAAUGUGAUAAUGUAAAUAAUAAUAGUCAUAUUAUUCAAGAAUCGAAAAUAACUCAAAUUAGUGGAAUUACAAAAAUUAACGAGUCCACUGUUCAUGAUAAAAUAAACAAUUGCACUACUAGUAAUAAUAAUGCUGCGGAAAACAAUGAUAAUAAAAAUAGUUAUGGGAAUAGCUCAGGGAAUAAUAAUAAUAAUAAUAAUAAUAAUAAUAAUAAUAAUAAUAAUAAUAAUAAUAAUAAUAAUAAUAAUAAUAAUAAUAAUAAUAAUAAUAAUAAUAACAAAGGAGGUUCUGAGAAUAGACCAGGAAAUAAUAGCAAUACAGGUAAUAGUAAUGGGGGCGGGAAUGGAACUGACCCCGAUGGAAAUGAUAAUAAGGAUGACAAUAAUGAAAAUGAUAAAGACAAAAACAAUAGUAGCAAUGCAAAUGAUAAUAAUAAUAAUAAUAAUAAUGAUAAAAUAAAAAAAAAAGAAAAUAAUAACAAAAAUGGGGAUUCAAAUGUAAAAAAAACGAGUAAAAAUGUAAAUGGUAAUGAUAAUAUUGAAACAAAAAAAUUGAACACAAAAUCUCUGAUUAGUAACACAAACAGUAGCAGUACAAUUUCUGGAAGUUCAUUAAAUGCUGAUGCACCUGAAUUUGUACCAUCUACUAAAUCUGUUCAAGGUAAUUUACAAUUUAAUAAUUUAAUGUGGGGUAAUUAUUAUCAUGAUAUUCCAAAUAACUCUUUUGGUAAUAUGCAAAAUGUUAAUUUGUUAAAUAUGAAUGGAUUAGGGAAUAAUAAUAACAUUAUGAUUCAAACUUCAUUAAUAGAUAAUAUAACAAAUAUAAAUAAUGAUGCAGCAGGUAAUAAUUUAUUAGGAAUUCAAAAUUCUAGUAAUAAUAACAAUAACAAUAAUAAUCCUGGUACAGUUAUUGAUUCGAAUUUAAAUGCAUAUAAUAAUAAGACUGGGGGUAUUGCAGGUUCUAAUUCUGUUGUUAAUAAAAAUAAUACAAAUGCUGGGAAUACAAAUACACCCCUUGGGGGACAAUUUAAUGGUGUAGAUGGAAAUGAAAAAUUUACUGAUAAAAAUAAUAAUAAUCUAAUUCCUAUAUCUGGAAAUAAUUCCAAAGUAAAUAGCAAUAAUAUUCAUAGUGUUAAUACAGAAGAUAAUAAUAAUACAACUGGUCUAGGCAAUAAAAAUUUAGGAGGAACAAGGCCCUUAGAUUCAGCAUAUUUAAAUCAUAAUAUGCUAGAAGGAGGGAAAAAUUCAAGGCCUAAUAAUUUUAUGAACAAUUCAGAAAAUUCUAAUGGAUUUGAUAAUACAGAUAUGCAUAACACAAGUAACAAUAAUAACAAUAAUAAUAAUGCACAUCAAAAUUUCCCAGGUAAUAAUUCAAUGAUGCAUCAUCAUCCACAUCAUCAUAAUUUUUAUUUGAACCCUCCAUAUUUAAUUAAUAGCCAUCCAAAUGGUUUAUCUGGCCACCAAACAAUUUUUACUCCAAUACCAUAUGGAGGUGGAGGGGUUGCUGGUACAAAUAAUGGAGAUAUACAUCAUGAGCUACCUUUUCCACAACCUCCAGUUUAUAAUCAUUUUGGUAAUAAUUCAAUGAAUGUUCAAAAAAAUGGAAAUUUAAAUAUGAAUCCAUACAAUUUUAUAUCUUGUGGUUUACCCGGUGCAGGGCCUUUAGGCACGGGUGGGCCCAUAAAUAUGGCUAGUCAUCAUCAUAUAGAUCCUCAUUUUUUAAAUAAUACUGACAAUGUUCCAAUGAAAUUACCUUAUAAUCAUAUGAGCCAAACAAACAGAAGAAAUAAUAUGUUUGGUCAUUUUGGUAAUAAUGUUAAUUUACAUGGCCCUAAUAAUAUUAAUGAUAAUAAUUAUGAUAUAAAUUCAAAUAAUAGCAAUAUUAAUCCGCUACUUUCUGCUAAUAUUGGAGGACCUGGAUAUGUUUUCAAUUCUUCAUAUAAUACUAUGCAGGCUGGUGUUAUGAGAUUAAAUACAGAUGGUAAUACAUCAACUAAUUCUAAUAAUACAUCUAAUAAUACAAAUACUAAUACUGUAAAUAGCAAUUCUCCUUCUAAUGGUAAUAAUAAUAAUAAUAGUUUAAAUAUUACCGGAAAUGUUAUAGCCAUAAACCCUCCCAUCAUUAAUCCAGGAGUAAAUGUUCCUAUCCCUCAUCAUCAUAUAGAUAAUAUAAAUAACUCAAUGCAUAUAAAUGGUAUACAUAUGAAUCAUGGGCUUUUAUUAAACAACGCAAAUAUGAAUAAUAUGCAUAGCAUGAGUAAUCAUGUUCCUAUGGGAAAUGUAGGGAAUAUGGGUAGUGGAAUUGUAGGGCUUGUUGGACUUGGGGGUAUAGGGGGAAUGAAUACUACUGGAAAUAUAAGCAAACAACAAAAAAGACAAAAUGGUUACAAUGAUAGAACUGGAGGAAUGAAUAAUAAUAAUCACAAUAAUAAUAAUAAUAAUAAUAAUAAUAAUAAUAAUAAUAAUAAUAAUAAUAAUAAUAAUAAUAAUAAUAAUAAUAAUAAUAAUAAUAAUAAUAAUAAUAAUAACAAUAAUAAUAAUAAUAAUAAUAAUGAUAAUAAUAAUAAUAAUAAUAAUAAUAACACUGAAAAUGUUGGAACAAAUAAUAAUAAUAAUACAACUAGUGGUAGUGCAAACAAUAAGCAAUAUAAUAAUAAUUACAAAGAAAAUAAAAAUACAAUGAAAAAUAAUAUUGGGAAUGGAAAUGAGGUAUUAAAUAGUUAUAAUUAUGGAAUGAAACAUGAAAAUAAUAAAAAAAAUAAUAGUAGAUAUAAUUUGAUGAAUAAUACAGGUGAUAAUUUUAAUACUAACUACAAUUACAAUGGAAGUAAUACAAUGAAAAAUAAUUCAGCUACUGCAAAAGGUUCAUAUAAUAAUAAAGGAGGAAAAGAAGAAUCAAAUAGCAUAACAGGUGGUAAUAAUUUUUAUAAUAGGAAUGGUGGAAAUACUUCUACUACUGGUGGAGGUUCUAUUACAUCUACAAUUGGAAAUACUACUAAUAAUGUUAAUACAUCUAACGAUAAUACUAAAGAAUCAGGACCAUCUGGAGAUGCAACGAAGGAAGUGGUAUCUGAUUUAAACGAAAGCAACAAUACAAAAACGAAUAAUAACAAAGAUAAUUUGCAAUAUGGGAAUUAUAAGGGAAAAAACAAUUAUUAUUUAAAUAGCUCAAACGAUAAAAAUAGUAAAGGGCACAAUAAUACUAUAGCAAAUCAAAAUGGUGUUACCACUAGUAACAAUAAAGAUGAUUAUAAAAGUGGUAGAAAUUAUGGAAGCAACAAAAUUGUUGAUGAUAAAAAUGGAGGCAGUGCAUCUAAAAAAGAUGCAGGAAAGGAUAAUACAAAUAACAACAAUAAUAGUGGUAGAUAUGGAAAACAAGGUGAUAAUUGGAUUAAAAAAGGAUAUGGUGCAAAUAAUAGCAACACAUCUAACAACAUUAAUUCAAGAAUCAAUAAUAGUACAACCAAACAUGGAAGUUAUUCGAAUAGUAAAUAUAGCACGGGUUCUGACAGAAGAAGUAGUAAUAAUAGAUAUGAUGAAGGUGCUAAUAAAACAGAGAAAUUAGGUUAUAAAACAAAUGAUAAAAAAGGGAAAUCUGAAGAAGAUAAACAUACAAAGGAAAACAAAAUCAAUAAUAGUAACAAUGCAGGAAUAAAUAAUAACCAAACUAAUGAAGCUGGAAAUAAAAAUUCUAAUACCAAUCCGAGUAAUGAAGAAAAUAAUACAACUGGAUAUAACGCAAAUAAUAAAGUAGGAUAUAAUAAUUUAAAGAAUGUAAAGAAUGGUGAUAAAAAGAAUAUGGAAUUUUCAUCCUGGGUAAAAAUAGCUAAAAUGAAUCCUAAUAAUAAAAAAAAAAAUGAAAAGAUAAAUUUACCAAGUUCACAACCAGAUAAUACUAACCCAGCAGCUUCAUCGUCAUCUUCUGUAAAAAAUGGAAAUACAGAAGAUACAAAUCAUAAUUAUAGUAAUAGUCGAAAUUACAACAAAGGGUCUGGAUAUGGAAAGGGAUUUCAUGGAGAAGUACCACAAGUAAAUGAAGAAAAUGAAACACCAUUAUUACCCACAAAUAAAGAAUCUAAAAAAAAUACUGAAAUCAAAGAAGAUGCAAAAAAAGAAUCACAUAUAUUAAAUAGUACAACCCAUACCAACCAACGUUAUGAUAGUCAUAAUAAAGGAUUGAAAAAGAGUGGUGGAGUUGAUGAUAAAAUAAAAGGAAAGGCAAUUGGAAACUAUUUUGGUAAUAAAAAUUACAUUAACGAAGAAGUUCGAAAUAAGGAUUCUAAUAGAUCAAAGGUUGUUGAUAAUAAAAACAAAAAUAGUAAUAGCAAUAACAAUAGUAAUAGUGUAAGCAAUAAUGGUAAUAAAAUAAUAGACUAUAACGAUAAAAAAAAUCUGUCAAAUAAUUUGAGUGGAAAUAAUAAUAGCUAUUCACAUAGACAAAGAGAAAAAUUAAAAAUAAAAAAUGUUGAGAUAAAACAAAUCGGAGAAAAAAUAGUUCCAAAUUUUUCAUCUGCUUCUGCUAGAAAUAGUAGUAGUGGUCAUAAUAGAGGAAUGAAAUAUAAUGAAAAUGAAGAUAAGAAUGAUGUUGAAAAAAACAAAAAAAAUAGUACCCAUAGUAGUGAUAAUAAUAUAAAUCAAAAAAAAGAAACUGAAGAAAUUACAAAAGAUGAAAUAAAACAAACUGCUAAUAAAAAUGACAAAAAUUAUGUGGAUGAGGAAAAUGCAGAUAACAAAGAUUUAGUGAAAAAAAAUGAAUCUAAUAAUGUUAAUAGUAAUGUAAAUAAAAAUAAAGAAAUUGGAAAAGAUGAAGUACAAAUUAAUAGUCAAACAAAUAAUUUAGAUGAUAAUACAAAAGGAAAAAAAAGUAAUAUAUUUAAUCAAACAAAAAGUAGUUAUAAAUAUUCAACAGAAGGAGAAAAUAAUCCCAAUACAAAUACAUCUAAUGAAAAUAAUAAUAAAACGGGGUCUAGUAAUUAUAAAGGAAGCUUAUGGAAUGGAAAAAUAUCUUUUGCUGAAAUGGCAAAACGUCGACCUAAAAAAGAUUCAAAAGAAAUUUCAAAGGAAUGGACUGGUAAUAAUAAUAAACCAGGUCAAACUGAGAAAAAGGGAAGUAAUCUUAAUAAAAAUGGUAAAGUAUUAAGAAGAACUGAUGAUAGUCAUAUGAAACAGGAACAAACUGAUCAUGUAACUUAUGAUAAUAAAAGUGAAAUAAAUGAAGAGGAAUUAACAAAAGAAGAUGAUAAAGAUGAAAUAAAAAGAGAAGAUGAAAUUGAGAAUGUAGAAAGAGAAGAAACUGAAGAGAAAAAAAAUAAAGAAAUCGAUAGCAAUAAUAAUGACGAUGAUAUAGAAAUUUUUAAUGAGCUAGCGAACGAAGAAAAAGAGAUAAUAAGUACAUCUAAUAAAGAUGCAGGAAAUAGAGAAACUGAAGAACUUGGUGGUAUUAAAAAUAAAAUUAAUAAAAUUGAAAUUGAAGAAAAAGAAAUAAAACAAAACAAGCUUGCCUCAAAAGAUGUAUCACAAAAUAAAAUAAAUAUUGAUGAUAAUAAAAUAACUAUGAAUGCUAGCGAAGAUGAAAAAAAAAAAAUGGGAAAGGAUGAAAUUAUCGCUAAGACUAAUAAUGAUGAAAAGAGCGUAGAAAAUAAGUUGAAUAAUAAAGAAAAAGAAAAAGAAAAAACAGAAGAAUUAAAUUCUGUUAAAUCUAAAAAAAAUGAUGAUGAAACUGAAAAUAAGGAAAAAAAUGAUAAUAAAAAUACAGAAUCAGAAGAAAGAAAUGAUAAAAAUAUUUUAGAUAUAGAUAACGAUAAAUUAAAUGAUGAAAAUAAAAAUGUGUUAGAUCCAAAACAAAAAGAAAAACAAAAAAAAAUCGAAAAAUGGCAAUCAGAAAAAAGGUUUACAAAAAUUGAUUUAUUAGAAAUAUAUUUAGGUCAUAAUUGGAGCUUAAGAGGUGAAAAUUUUAAUUUUGUUUUAUCCAAAGAUAAUACAACAGAUACACAUUAUAAAGGAAAUAAUUAUAUACACAAUAAUAUAAAUUCAAAUGAAGAUAAUAAUAAUAAUAAUAAUAACAAUAAUUCUAAUACGAGUAACAUCUAUAUGAAUGAUGGAAAAGUUUCUAAUACAUAUAAUAAUAAAAGAUAUAACAAUUCAGGAUAUAAUCAUGGAAAUAAUAUGAAUAAUUCCCAAUUGAAUCAAUACAGCAUUCAUAAUUCUGGAAAUAAUAUUGGAAACAAUUCUAAUAAUAUAGGAGGAAAUAAUAAUAACUAUGAAAAAAAUAUGCAAAGCAAUCAAAAUUCAAACAAUGGCAAAGGUGGAGACGACGGUUGGAGGCAUUCAUAUUCUAAAAAUAUGCAAAAUAGUAUGCAUAUAAAUGGUGGAAAUAACAAUAUUAACUAUAUGAAUGGAAAUCAUAAUGAUCCUAAUAGUUUGAAUAUAAAUAAUAAUAUUGGAAAUAAUCAUGGGGGAAAGAAUGGGCAAGGCAACACUUUUGAAUGGAGAAAAGGAGAUGGUGAUAAAUUAAAAGGAUUUUUUGAUUCUACAAGAGCAGUAGAAUCACCAGAUGCAUGGAGAAAUAAUAAUACAGGACAACAAAAUGGUAAUGGUAAUAAUUCUAAACCUACAAUAUCAGAAAAUAGUUGGCUAGUAAAACAAAGUCAACUAAAAGCUGAUAAAUAUACAUGCUUAAUGAGGAAAUUAAGAGGUAUUUUAAAUAAAUUAACAUUUGAAAAAUUUGAUUUAUUAUAUGAACAAAUAAUAUUAGUAGAUAUAUCAAAGCUUGAAGAAAUAAUUGGAUUAAUGAAAUUGGUUUUUGAAAAGGCAGUAACUCAACACCAUUUUGUGCAAAUGUAUGUACAAUUAUGUAAAAAAUUAAACAUACAUUUUCAUAGUAUGAAAUUAGAAGAUGGAUCAGUUGUUCAAUUUAAAAAAAUUUUAAUAAAUCAAUGUCAAGAUAGUUUUGAAAAUAAUUUAAAACCUAUAGAAUUUCCUAGUCAUUUAAAUGAUGAUGAAAAAUUUGAAUUUGAACAAAUGCAUAAAAAUAAAGUAAGAGGAAAUAUGUUAUUUGUUGGAGAGUUAGUUAAAUCUGGAAUUAUUUCUAUACCUAUUGUUUUUGUAUGUAUUAAUCAAUUGUUAGAAAAAAGAGAUAGUUAUAUUUCUCAAAAAAAUGAUACUAAUGAAGGAAAUCUACAUUUAGAAGCAUUAUGCAUGUUUUUAAAUACGGUUGGUGAAAUAUUAGAUACACAUGAAAAAUCAAAUCAAGAAGAAGUGAAAAAUUUAUAUAAUAAAUUAAAUGAAAUUGUAAAUGAUGAAAGUAUAUUAUUCCGUGUUAGAUGUUUAAUUAAAGAUGUUAUAGACAAUAGAAAUGAAAAAUGGAAUAAAAAAUUUGCUCACAAAUUAGAGGGCCCAACAACUUUAAGUGUAUUACAUGACAAAAUAUUAAAAGAAACGAUUGAUCAAAAUAAUCGAAUUUUUUCUACUAAUAACUCAAACAAUUAUCAUGAAAAUAAAAUGAAUAGUAGUUUGAAUAAUAUGCGAAAUAAUUUGCUUAGAAAUUCCAACUAUGGUAUGAAUAAUAAUAGUGGAAGUGGAGGUAUGGGCAAUAAUAAUAAUAAUAAUAUGCCAUUUGGAAUGAACAAUCAAAUGAAUAUGAGAGGAAUGGGGAAUACUGGAAUGAAAAAUAUGGAUCCAAAUAAGAAUAUGAAAAAAAUGACAAUGAAUAUUAUGAAGAAUAAAAAUACAUCUUCUAAAAUGAUGCCUGAUGAUAUGAAAUUCGGACAAAAUUCUGGUACUCAUUUUGGUGAUGGAACUGGACCAUUUGUUACUGACAAUACUUCUGGUGGUAAUUAUUAUGAAAAUACUUCAAAAAAUAAUAUGCCAUAUAAAAAUCAACCAUUUAUGGGAAAUGAUAAUAACAAUAAUAAUAAUAACAAUAAUAAUAAUAAUAAUAAUAAUAAUAAUAAUAAUAAUAAUAAUAAUAAUAAUAAUAAUAAUAAUAAUAAUAAUAAUAAUAAUAAUAAUAAUAAUAAUAAUAAUAAUAAUAAUAAUAAUAAUAAUAAUAAUAAUAAUAAUAAUAAUAAUAAUAAUAAUAAUAAUAAUAAUAAUAAUAAUAAUAAUAAUAAUAAUAAUAAUAAUAAUAAUAAUAAUAAUAAUAAUAAUAAUAAUAAUUCAGGUACUGGAGGAAGUUCGUCAAGCUCCCUCAACAAUAAUACAAAUUCCAAUAAUGGUAUUUUUAGCAAUUUGAGUUCAAUGUUUACGAACAAAGAAAACAAAAAUGAAGGCAAUUUUUUUUCAAGAGUUUUUAAUUUAAAAAAAAAUCAAAAUAAUAAUAAUAGUGGGCCAGGACAAGAUUUGCCAUUUAGAGGAGAUGUAGAUGGAAAUAUAAAUAAAACUAAUGAAAAUAAGAUAAAUGGAAAUGAAAAUAAAGCAAACGCAAAUAAUAAUAUGUCAAAUAAUAUUUCUAAUGUAAAUGAAAAUGGACAAAAUGAUUAUUCAUAUGUUGAGGAUUAUCUCCCUAAAAUUAAUGAAAUAAUGGAAUUAUCUACAAAUGUAAAUGAAUGGGAUGAAUUAACAAAAAAAUUUGAAGAAUUAAAUAUUCCUUCAAAAUAUAAUGAAAAACUUCAGAAUACCAUUUUAAAAUUAACUUUAAAAAAAUAUGCAUGUAAUAAAUAUUUAGAAAGAAGUGAAAGUUAUUUUAAUUGGCUAAUUACAAUAGUUUUGGCAAAUAAAAUAGAUUCAGUAUCAUUUAAAUCGUGUUGGAAAUCUUUCUUUUUAGAAAAUGAUGAAAAUAGUUAUGAAUAUACAAAAGAAGAUUAUCCAUUGUUGCCAUUUAUAGCCAAAAAUUUUAUAAAAGCAGUUGAACAACAUGACACUGAUCAUAUUCUUUAUGAUAUAGAUGCAUUGAAUGAAAUAAAAAAUGUUGUAUAA
Messenger RNA from Plasmodium berghei ANKA, 9891 nucleotides. Its product is annotated as polyadenylate-binding protein-interacting protein 1, putative. The coding region runs from base 1 to 9891 and encodes 3296 amino acids. The record is from RefSeq and is a predicted model, not a curated record. The transcript has a single exon. NCBI's taxonomy places the organism in Eukaryota, Apicomplexa, Aconoidasida, Haemosporida, Plasmodiidae. Gene Ontology annotation, cellular component: eukaryotic translation initiation factor 4F complex. Gene Ontology annotation, molecular function: translation initiation factor activity; mRNA binding; protein binding.